Messenger RNA from Chaetomium fimeti, 1994 nucleotides. RefSeq lists its product as uncharacterized. The coding region runs from base 462 to 1718 and encodes 418 amino acids. Lineage: Eukaryota; Fungi; Ascomycota; Sordariomycetes; Sordariales; Chaetomiaceae. The transcript has a single exon. The record is from RefSeq and is a predicted model, not a curated record.
CUGCAUACUCAGUCCAGGGUGGAAGUCGUGGACACGACGCCAUUGGACAGUGCCGCAUCAGCACCUUUCUUUCUCGCUAUACAUACAUGCGCCUCACAGCCACAGGCCGUCUGAUGUACACCCGUUGGCCCAUGGCCGGCCUUGAAGCUGGUCAAGAUCUGAUGGCUUUCAGCCCCCAGCCCGGACCCGUCGGGCAAAGGAACGAGGGUGUGGUCGAGAUAUUAAUACCCGAAUUAGGUAUGGCGGCACGGCGAGCUGCGACCGGUUGUCGAAAUGUUGGUUUUUAGUUCGGGAGACCUGCUCUUGGCUUACUCUGUGGCCGGUGGACCAUCUUGGGCAAUUCAAGCCCAGGAGGGCAGACCGGGCUGCAUAAUUCAAAUACAACCGCCCUAAUCCGCCCCAGCGCAUACUCGUGUCGACUGUGAUUCGCGUUAUGCAGGCCUUGCCUGAUACCAACAACCAUGGGGAAACAGACCUCUGGCUUCUCGCUCCCGGGCUUCGUUCGCCUUGCGCCGUCCAUCUAUGUGCAAGACGCAAAGCUUGGGCUGGGAGGCUACAAUACCAACCAUGAGCCCAUGUACUCCAACUCCUCGUUCUGUCUCCCCGCCGGUCCCGCCGCCCAACUCAGCAGUCGGAGCCGUGACACUCCUCCUCCCGGCCUGAUCAUCAUCACCUCCUGGACGGGAGCGGCAUCCAAGCACGUCGCCAAGUACACCGAGGCAUACAACACGCUCUACCCGGGCGUGCCCAUCCUCGUCAUCACCACCGUCGUCGCCGACCUGGUGCUGCACUCAACAAACCACAAACUCCAAGUCCUAGCCCCGGCCAUCGACUACCUCCUCUCACACGAACCCAUCCCGUCAUACCAACCAGACCACACCAGUCUACACUCCUACGACGCCUAUUACCCACCACCUCAACCCCAAACAAGCAAACCACGCUUCCCCUCCCUCCUCCUGCACGCCUUCUCCGAAGGCGGCGCGCACAAAGCCGUUCUCCUCGCCCGCGCAUACCAACAAUACCAUCAACAACACCACCCAAACCCCCCCAACCCAACCCCUCCCCCCCCUUCCCGCCUCCCCGUCGAAGCCCUCAUCCUCGACUCCACCCCCGGCACAGCCUCCUACACCCGCGCCACCACCGCCUUCGCCCGCGCCCUCCCCGGCGGCAGCCAAGGCACGGGGCUCGUCGGCCGCGUGCUCGCGCCCGCGGCGGCGGCGGGGGUAGUCGGCGUGAUGUGGGCCGGCCUGCGGGUGCGCGGGCGCUAUGGGAACAGCGACCUGAUUGCGGCGACGAGGCUGGCGCUGAAUGAUGGCGGGUUGUGGGAUUUGGGUAGGAUGGCGAGGACGUAUUUGUUUGGGGAGGGGGAUGCGGUGGUGUGGUGGGGGGAUGUGCAUCGCCAUGGGGUGGAGAGCGCUGCUGCUGCUGGGGGUGGGGUUGGGGAUGGGGGUGAUGCGGCUGCUGCUGGUUUGGGUGUGGAGGGGGAGGGGGGGGAUGGUGGUGAUGGUGGUGGGGUGGGCAGUUUGAUGGUGAGGUUCAAGAGGACUGAGCACUGCGCGCAUGCGAAGGGGGUGGUGAAUGGGGCGGUGUAUUGGGCGGCGGUGAGGCGGACGUGGGAGAUGCGGGAGGAUCGGGGGAUGGGCUUGCGGAUGGGGUUGGGGAGGCGGUUGAGCCUGGAUUCGCUCUGUCGUGGGGAAGAGGACGAGUAUGGCCGGUAACGGUGCGUGGUUGACUCGAGGCUCUAAAUCGGUCCGAAGAACAAUCCGUGCUGCAGGGUCGAUGCAUGUUGUCUCGUGCUUCGAUCGUUCGGUGGCCUUUCUAUUCCUCACUGUGGACGUCAUUCAUCCGAUCUGUCCUGGUUCCUGGAAUAUCACAUGGAAGCAUGUUCUCGAGGGGUAGCCUUGUCUACCCCUUGUUCAUCAUCAAACCAAAUUAUUCUUUCUGUUCUUGCUAAAUAUGACAGUCAGAAAAAUGUAAGCCACGGACCACAAUCG